Messenger RNA from Cladophialophora psammophila CBS 110553, 1839 nucleotides. RefSeq lists its product as uncharacterized. Lineage: Eukaryota; Fungi; Ascomycota; Eurotiomycetes; Chaetothyriales; Herpotrichiellaceae. Gene Ontology annotation, cellular component: Golgi apparatus; endoplasmic reticulum. Gene Ontology annotation, biological process: peptidyl-L-cysteine S-palmitoylation; protein targeting to membrane. The record is from RefSeq and is a predicted model, not a curated record. Bases 1 to 1839 code for a protein of 612 amino acids. The transcript has 3 exons. Gene Ontology annotation, molecular function: protein-cysteine S-palmitoyltransferase activity.
AUGGCUGUCAGACCGUCGACCGCUCGAAGCGAAAUCUCCUCUGCCAUCUCUGAAGAUGGUUACGGCUCCAGACCACAGUCGGGCGUCCCUCUUCCUGCGCUGCCCAACCCUCCACCUUCACAACAUGGUUACGCCCACCUUAGAGGUAUCACGCAACCCACAAACCGCUCCAUAAGGAGCAAUCCUUCUCCAGCCGCUCCUGCUGCUCCUUCCAGUACAGCGGGCUCGAGUCGGCCGCAGAGUCCGGUCUCCCAAGGCAGUCGCACUCAUGUUCCCUCAUUGACAGCACAAGGCUUCUUCAAGCCAAUGAGCUCCCAAAGAUUACAAGCACAGAGAUUGAGAAGACCUCUCGGCGCUAGGACUAUGCAGCCGCCGGCGCCGAUCCCGGAUGGUGAUGUGGACGAAGAUGCCCGAAGUGUUGCGUCCAGCAGACAAGGCCCGUUCCAUGCCAUGCCUAGAAGCCAUCGACCUGCUCCCUCGAUAACGACGGAAUAUACUCAAUCCGAAGCACCAGAUACGGCUGAUGCCGCAUCUCCCGACUUUGCCUCCCAGCACGACGGUGAUACUCAGCUCGUCAACGGGGUCGAUUCCCAAAAACCACGUCGGCCGUCUCGGCUUAACAUUGCCACCACUCUCAAGGCUGGCGAUCCGCCUCAGAAAUCACCACUCUCAUUUCGGUCUGGUUUGAGCCUAGCCAGCAAGCAUCGCCUGGAAUCUGGACAUCUGCAUUUAUCUUCGAAUGCCACUUCUCCAGGAUAUCCGCCCGAUUCUAAUACUGAUGUUGCCGUAAAGAGUGCUCUGGGCAAGAACUAUGAGUAUUUUGAGGGCAACACGAUCUUUUGGCUGGGGGGCCGAAUUCAAAAUGCUCGAGAUCGUCCCAUCAACAUUGCCACUGGCAUAUUCUUGGUUCUUCCGGCGGUCUUGUUCUUUUUCUAUUCGGCUUCCUGGUUGUGGCAUCAUGUCUCGCCCGCCGUCCCUAUAAUAUUUGCAUAUCUGUUUUUCAUUUGUUUAUCUUCUUUUCUUCAUGCUUCUCUUGUUGAUCCGGGGGUAUUUCCACGAAAUAUCCAUCCAUUUCCGCCAGAGGACAAUCGGGAUCCCUUGACUCUUGGGCCUCCCACCAAUGACUGGGUCAUGGUACGAUUGGCCACCUCGCAAACAGCCGCCAUGGAUGUACCGGUCAAGUAUUGCAAGACCUGCAACAUCUGGCGACCACCGCGGUGUUAUCAUUGCCGAGUUUGCGAUAAUUGCGUCGAGACCCUUGACCACCACUGCGUCUGGCUCAACAAUUGCGUGGGCCGACGCAACUACCGAUAUUUUUUCACCUUUGUCAGCACAGCAACCUUUUUGGGUCUUUAUUUGGCAUUUGCAUCCUUGGGCCAUGUGAUUGCCUACCGAGAUCAGAGACACGUCUCGUUCGGAGCGGCCAUAGACCACAAUCGUGUGCCUUUUGCCAUGUUUAUAUAUGGGUUGUUGGGGUUUGCGUAUCCAUUCGCAUUGUGGAUGUACCACUUGCUACUUGUCGGCAAAGGCGAGACAACUAGAGAGUACCUCGCGUCUCGAAGGUUUCCCAAGGCCGAGAGACAUCGACCAUUCACACAAGGGAACUUGAUCAAAAAUUGGAUCUCCGUUUUGGCACGACCCAAACCUCCUACUUAUCUUCACUUCAAGAAACAAUACGAAGAAGGCGACCAGCGAUUUGGGGCGCGGAGGGGAGACCGGCAAACAAAGCUGGGCAAUCAGGCCCAGAACGGGGAAAUGGAGAUGAAACCGGUACAGGGAGCGCAAAAGACCUUCGAAGGACCUGCAGGGAGGAAUUUGCCAAAGAAACUGAUCAAAUGA